Messenger RNA from Dromiciops gliroides (monito del monte), 2641 nucleotides. It is a transcript of the gene SLC26A3, whose product is annotated as solute carrier family 26 member 3. The coding region runs from base 1 to 2205 and encodes 734 amino acids. Gene Ontology annotation, biological process: transmembrane transport. Gene Ontology annotation, molecular function: oxalate transmembrane transporter activity; bicarbonate transmembrane transporter activity; secondary active sulfate transmembrane transporter activity. The record is from RefSeq and is a predicted model, not a curated record. Lineage: Eukaryota; Metazoa; Chordata; Mammalia; Microbiotheria; Microbiotheriidae. The transcript has 20 exons. Gene Ontology annotation, cellular component: membrane.
AUGAUUGAGCCCAUGGGAAAUCAAUAUGUUGUGGCCAGACAAGUAUAUUCACAAAAUGCUUUUAGUGAAGAACAUAAGAAGAUGAAAAGACACCAUAAGACACUUUGGGACCAUCUCAGGAUAUGCUGUAGGUGCUCCUCACAAAAGGCCAAGAAAAUUGCCCUUUCUUUGUUCCCUAUAGCCACCUGGUUACCUGCAUAUCGUCUAAAGGAAUGGCUGCUCAGUGAUAUUGUUUCUGGCCUUAGCACUGGGCUGGUAGCUGUACUGCAAGGUUUGGCUUUUGCUUUGCUGGUAGACGUCCCCCCAAGUUAUGGGCUCUAUGCAGCCUUUUUCCCGGUCAUAGUCUAUGUCUUCUUUGGCACUUCUAGACACAUAUCUACUGGUCCCUUUCCAGUUCUGAGCAUGAUGGUGGGAGCAGUAGUUGCAAAAAAAGGCAACAUUGAUCACGUAACCACAGCUGCUUCCAUCACCUUUCUAGCUGGAAUUAUUCAGCUAAUCCUGGGAAUAUUAGGGGUUGGAUUCAUAGUUAUCUACUUAUCUGAGGCACUAAUCAGUGGCUUCACAACAGCUGCAGCAGUUCAUGUGUUGGUGUCCCAGCUGAAAUUUAUUCUCCAGCUUCCAGUCCCUUCACACUCUGACCCUUUUUCACUUUUCAAAGUUCUGAAGUCUAUCUUCACACAAAUUCAGAACAGUAAUAUUGCAGAUCUUGUGACAUCCCUCAUAAUGCUGAUAAUUGUGUUCAUAGUUAAAGAAAUAAACCAGAAAUACAAAAACAAACUUCCAGUACCCAUUCCAAUCGAAUUCAUCAUGACAGUCAUUGCAACAGGCGUGUCCUAUGGUUUUGAUUUCGAGCAUAGAUUUAAUGUGACAGUGGUUGGCAAAAUGGAAAGCGGAUUUCAAACACCUUCCUUACCUUCUAUGGACAUUUUGCAAGAUAUCGGUGAUGCCUUCUCCAUUGCAAUUGUUGGAUUUGUAGUAGCAUUUUCUGUUGCAAGUGUAUAUGCUAUUAAACAUGAUUAUCACAUUGAUGGAAAUCAGGAAUUACUGGCCUUUGGAUUGAGUAACAUAGUUGGUGGGUCAUUCAAGGGAUUUGCUGCAAGCACUUCACUUUCAAGAUCGGGCGUUCAGGAAAGCACAGGGGGCAAAACUCAGAUUGCUGGGUUUCUAUCAGCUAUUAUUGUUCUGAUCGUCAUUGUGGCCAUUGGAUUUCUUCUGCAGCCCCUACAAAAGUCUGUGCUGGCAGCUUUAGCUCUUGGGAAUUUAAAGGGGAUGCUGAUGCAGUUUACAGAAGUGCGCAGAUUAUGGAAAAAGGACAAGUAUGAUUGUUUAAUUUGGAUUUUUACUUUCCUGGCUGCCAUCGUCUUGGGCCUCGGUUUGGGACUAGCAGCUGGUGUUGCAUUACAACUCCUCACCAUUGUGUUCCGGACUCAGUUCCCAAAAUGCAGCACAUUGGCCAAUGUUGGAAGAAGCAACAUCUAUAAGAACAAAAAAGAUUACCCAGAUAUUUAUGAGCCAGAGGGGGUGAAGAUUUUCAAAUGUUCAUCUCCUAUCUAUUUUGCAAAUAUUAGUUUCUUCAAGAGAAAACUUAUUGAUGCUGUUGGUUUUAAUCCAGCUAGAAUUUUGCGAAAGCGCAACAAAGCCCUGAAGAAAAUUAAAAAAUUGGAAAAGAAGGGACAAUUGCAAGCAACACUAAAAGGAUUGAUAUGCACUGCUGAUGGUGUCAAAGACUCUGAUGAUGAGCUAGAUAACAACCAGAUAGAAGAACUGGAUCAGCCAAUCCAGACUACAGAUCUACCCUUUCAGAUAGACUGGAACUCAGACCUUCCCAUCAUCAUCCAAGUUCCCAAAAUCAACAUCCACAGCCUCAUUCUUGACUUUUCAGCUGUAACAUUCAUUGACACUUCUUCAAUGAGGGGCCUUAAAUCGAUUUUGCAAGAAUUUCUCAGGAUCAACGUGGAUGUGUAUAUUGUUGGGACCGACGAUGAUUUUAUGGAAAAGCUUGAACGGUGUGGCUUUUUUGACCAUGAGGUCCAGAGCUCAAUAUUUUUCCUGACGAUUCAUGACGCCAUUUUGCACAUUUGGAUGAAAAAGAACUACAUUAUUUCAAAGUUCAACCACAAUCAGGAGAAAGUCGAUUUUACUAUAAACACAAAUGGAGGACUACACAAUAGGGACUACCAGGUAUCUGUGGAAACAAAAUUAUAACCAAAAUAAAAUUCAGGGAGAUUUUUACCACACUGUUCAGUAUAGAAGAACAACUUUCUAUCCAGAGAAUCAUCAAUAAGUUCAUACAUCGUAUGAAGAAUAUUUUUACUACGUGGCAUUGUUUCAGUCUUUGGAACAAGACUUCUAACAGUAUAUUUUUCACAUUAUUAUAAAAUGAUAUACUCUUAAUUUUUUAUUUUACAGAUUUAUCUGACAAAAAGGGAAAUAAUUAUGUACAUAUAUUUGUAUUUAUAUAGUGCUGAUGGAUUCUAAUCCAAGUCACUGCAUUUGUAUGUAAGGGUUUUUACAAUGUGUUUACACAACUGCUUUGGACCCUGUAAUUUAUACACCUUUAUAAUAAUGCAUUUACACAACUGCUUUGAAUUCUGUAAUUUAUAACCCUAAACCUUAAAAUAUACUUUCACUUUUUAAAAUC